Molecule: messenger RNA, 3155 nt
Organism: Onychostoma macrolepis
Lineage: Eukaryota; Metazoa; Chordata; Actinopteri; Cypriniformes; Cyprinidae
Gene: gipc1
Product: GIPC PDZ domain containing family, member 1
Exons: 7
Coding region: 376-1383 (335 amino acids)
Molecular function (GO): protein binding
Source: RefSeq, a predicted model, not a curated record
UAGAUGGCAGCAGUGCGCGAGGGUUUGAGCUGCGCUGCUGUUUGGCUUCUCAGUAGAGGAAGAGCUGCAGGUUGUGUUGAGCGAUGUGGUAUCCGCCUUUUUCUCACAUACCAGAACAUACUCCCUAAACUCCCACUUUAACCCUCCUCAACAAUCAUCUUUUAUAAUGAAUAGAUUAUAAGCCCGUCGUCCCAGCGGUUCAUGGUUUCCUCUCUCUGUCAGUCUUAGUUUGGUCUGGAGAUUUCCUUUGAAUGGGUUGAAGACACUUUGUACUUUGAUUUGGGCACAUAAAGAACAUUAUUAAAGGUGUUGCACAGACCCCUCUUGUAUUAAAAUAUUGUGCCUGUACAAGAAACGAAGACAGCGGCAUCCAAAAUGCCACUUGGAUUGGGACGCAGAAAGAAGGCAUCUCCGCUGGUGGAGAACGAGGAGGCCGAGCCCAUCCGGGCUGGACUGAACGUCCCAGGGUUGGAUGGCCUGGAUGGUGGCAGGGUUGGCCUGGGUGAAGGAGCUGCCCAUGAGGGCCUACCACCUCCACCCACCAGCCUGCGACCUCGCCUGAUCUUCCACACCCAGCUGGCUCACGGCAGCCCCACGGGUCGCAUCGAGGGCUUCAGCAACGUGCGUGAGCUCUACGCCAAGAUAGGAGAGGCCUUUGGGAUUCCUCCAACAGAGGUGAUGUUUUGCACACUGAAUACUCACAAAGUGGAUAUGGACAAACUUUUGGGUGGCCAGAUCGGACUGGAGGACUUUAUAUUCGCUCAUGUGAAGGGCCAGAAAAAAGAGGUGGAGGUCUUUAAAGGAGAGGAUGCACUGGGGCUCACGAUCACUGAUAAUGGAGCUGGCUAUGCUUUCAUAAAGAGAAUAAGAGAAGGCAGUAUUAUUCAUCAGAUCCAGGUCAUCAACGUAGGCGACAUGAUCGAGUCAAUCAACGGGCAGAUACUCAUUGGCUGCCGCCAUUAUGAGGUUGCCAAGAUGCUGAAGGAACUGCCCAAAGGGAAAACAUUUUUCCUGAAGCUGGUGGAACCUUUGAAGGCAUUUGACAUGAUCAGUCAGCGGUCAGGAAGCAGGUCGGGCUCUUCACAGUUAGGAACGGGCAGAGGAACUCUGCGCCUGAGGUCUAAAGGACCAGCCACCGUAGAGGAACUGCCGUCAGCAUUUGAAGAAAAAGCUAUCGAGAAAGUCGAUGAUCUGUUGGAGAGCUACAUGGGCAUUAGAGACAGUGAACUUGCUGCCACGAUGGUGGAGCUCGGCAAAGACAAAAAGAACCCGGAUGAGUUUGCUGAAGCUUUGGACGAGACUCUGGGUGAUUUCGCAUUUCCGGAUGAGUUUGUGUUUGAUGUGUGGGGUGCCAUAGGUGAUGCAAAGGUCGGUCGGGUGUAAUUCUAGAAAUGGCUAAAAGUGGUAAUUCUAGAAAACACUGCUUUAGGAACACUAUUGAGUUUUAUUUUUGUUUAUUUUGGGAGCAUAUGCUUGGAUGCUUUUAAGAACGCUGGAAACACUUGUAUGUAGGCCUCUAACUCCACUUUUUUUUAAGAUGCAAAUGUUAUGAAGACACUACAUUGAAUGCAUUUUAAAAUUGUAUUCAGAAUUGAAUAGGUUGAGCCUAAUCACUUGAAAUGUCUUAUUUAGUAGGAUAUUAAGCAAAAGAUGCUGAGACUCAUUGAAUUUGCAAGGUGUUUACUCCAGGGCCCGUGUUUGGCACCCCUGUGAGGUUACUCUGUUACAAACUGUGACUUUCACUUGCACUGUGUUGCCCUACGCUGUAUAAAUUGCACGGUAAGGCACAGAACACGCAGUGCAGAGAUUGAGGCAAUGCUGGUUUGCACUGUAGGUGUGGGUUUGUCUCCGCGGUGUGGAUCUGACCCUGAUAAACACUAUAAUGAUUCCCUAAAGCAUGUGCUGUCUUGUUAUGUACUCCUGUUCUCUAUUAUACAAAGGAUUUCAAGUGGCUUUGAAGCUGUUGCAAUGAACCGUUUCUAAAUGACCUCUAGUGCUUUACAUUUCCAGUUCCGUGGCUUAGCUCUUAUUUUAAAAGAGUAAAAGAAAUGGGAAAGAAAUAAACCAUCCAUUUUCAUUUUAGUAGUGUCUACCACAUAAUGCCAAACAUAAGGAAAUCUUUGUCUUUUUUUAUCAGUAAAAUCAGUAUUAAGAAAUAUCAUGAAGUAUUACAGUGUUUAACCUGUUACAGUAUUUAUUCUUUAAAGGAGUAGUGGAGGAGGUAUGAAGAGCUUAAAAGUUGGGCUGUGUGAUAGGAUAGUUUCAAACAAACAAACCAUUAUUGGAGUGAAAUGGAUAGAUUUGAAAAUCCAUGUUGUGUGUAUACAUAUACACGCGUGCAAAACAUGGCUUUUGAAAAAGAAAGGAAAAAAAAAAAAAAAAAAUAUAUAUAUAUAUAUAUAUAUAUAUAUAUAUAUAUAUUGCCCAGCUUACAAGUGUAUAGCACUGAUGGUAUAGGCGUUAGAUGGUAUUGAUUGUAUUGAUUUGAGUGUAUAUAGUGUUGAUGUGUUUACGGAAACUACACUACAGCCAGUCCAGUAAGCAUUUCCAAGAUACUGACAAUAUUACUGCAAAUAUGACCAAACACAUGCAUCUUACACUGAGCACAUGUUGAGUUAGUGGAACUCAGAGCUGAUUAUUACUCUCUUAACCAGGCAGUUCAACACUGUAGUAUUUCACACCUGUAAAGUCAGAGCAUGUUUGAAAUGUAAAGUACUGAUCAUGUGAUGGUUAAAUCUUUAAACUUUAUAUUUCUUUUUUUAUUGUUUAGCCGGGCGUCUUGUCUUAUCGAAGAUGUAGGUUAAUGUUUAAAGGACCCAGAUUAAAAAGUUUAAAAGAAAAAAAAAAAACAAUAUUUUGGUGUUACUUUUUACAUACUGUAAAACUAUAAGUGUAGCUUAAACACAGCUCUCUUGUCGUUGAUUUACUUUGGACACUUUCUUUCGAUGCUUUUUGAACACAUUUAGAAUGAAUAGUUUACACUGAUGUAAUGGUUUUGAUGGACUCAUGUUACACUGUCUCAGACUACCUUCAAAUGGCAAUAAUCAUGAUAUAAGUCUGUUAUAUCUGCUGUUGUUUUUUUCAUUGACAGAAAUGCUAUUGCACCAAAUUGUUAUUUGUUAGAUCUCUCAACAAUAUUAAAACAAACAAAAUGA